This is a messenger RNA of Plectropomus leopardus (leopard coralgrouper), 823 nucleotides long. It is a transcript of the gene mrps7, whose product is annotated as mitochondrial ribosomal protein S7. Gene Ontology annotation, biological process: translation. The record is from RefSeq and is a predicted model, not a curated record. NCBI's taxonomy places the organism in Eukaryota, Metazoa, Chordata, Actinopteri, Perciformes, Serranidae.
ACACUCACAUUUUCAAGAUGGCUGCUUCCAUCUCAGGAUUAUUAAAACCUUGGACACCAAGAGUGUUCCUGGUGAGGUGGAACAGGUACAACCCGUACUAUCUGGAGCCCGAGAUCAGCAAGGAGGCGUACAGCACGCCGGAGACGGAGCUGAGCGCUGAGGAGAAGGAGCAGCGGGAGCUCAAAUCGAUCAGACCCAUCAAGGCAGCAACCAGCGGAGUGAGCAGCUCUGUUUUCAGCGACCCCGUCCUCAGUAAAUUCAUCAACAUGAUGAUGAAAGAUGGAGACAAGGUUUUGGCCAGAGAGAUCAUGACACAGACGCUGGAGAGCAUAAAGAGGAAACAGGUGGAGAAAUACCACAAAUCUCCAGAGGGACAGAAGGAAGAGGUCGAGUGUAACCCUUACGCAAUUUUUCACAAGGCUCUGGACAACUGUAAGCCCGUCGUCGGGCUCGCCAGCAUACAGAAAGGUGGAAAGUACUACCAGGUGCCCAUCCCUCUCACGGAAAACCGACGCCGCUUCCUUGCCAUGAAAUGGAUGAUCACGGAGUGCCGGGAAAACAAACAUCGACGCACGCACAUGUACGAAAAACUCUCCCAGGAACUGCUGGCAGCGUCUGUGAUGGAGGGCAACGUCAUCAAGAAAAAGUUCGAGCUGCACAAGAUGGCCGAAUCCAACAGAGCGUACGCUCACUACCGCUGGUGGUAAAAAAAAAAAAAAAACCCACUCAGGACUGAAAUUCAAGGACUGCACAAACAUGCUGGUCACAAAGAGUCACGAAAGAUUCACAUUUUGUCGUUCAAAGUGCUUCUGUAAAUAGUAAA